AUGGUGUACAUCACACAAGAGUCGCAUAAGCUCGAAGUUCAAGCGCGUCCCCCUAUUGCCGUCACCAAUGCGGUCUCCUGGCGAAGUGAAGGCAUUCGCUAUCGGAAGAACGAAGUCUUCCUUGACGUUGUCGAAUCUCUGAAUCUCCUCGUAUCUGCGUCUGGAAAUGUCUUGCGAUCUGAGAUCCUGGGUGCUAUCAAGAUGAAGUGUUACCUAAGCGGUAUGCCAGAACUUCGUUUGGGUUUGAAUGACAAGGUUAUGUUUGAGACGACGGGUCGUGCCACAAGAGGCAAAGCUGUCGAGAUGGAGGACGUUAAAUUCCAUCAAUGCGUUCGUCUUUCGAGAUUCGAGAACGAUCGUACGAUCAGUUUUAUACCCCCGGAUGGAGAGUUCGAGCUCAUGAGUUAUCGUCUAAACACGCAAGUGAAACCCCUUAUCUGGGUCGAAUGCCUGGUGGAGUCGCACUCAGGCUCUCGGAUGGAGUAUAUGUUGAAGGCCAAAGCACAAUUCAAGCGCCGCAGCACGGCCAACAAUGUGGAGAUCCUCGUGCCUGUGCCGGAAGAUGCAGACUCGCCGCGAUUCCGCACGAACAUUGGAACGGUUCACUAUGCGCCAGAGAAGUCCGCUAUUAUCUGGAAGAUCAAGCAGUUCGGUGGUGGAAAGGAGUUCCUGAUGCGCGCUGAGCUUGGUCUCCCAUCCGUCAAGGGAGACGACGAGCACGGAGGUGGUAUGACUGGGGGCUUCGGAGGUAGCAUGGGCGGCACUGGAGGCGGCAAGGCCAAACGGCCCAUAAACGUCAAAUUCGAAAUUCCUUACUUCACCACAAGUGGUAUUCAAGUACGCUACUUGAAGAUCACUGAACCUAAGAUAUACUUCCUUCCCUUUCUAUUUUCUAGCGUUACAUAA
Molecule: messenger RNA, 906 nt
Organism: Aspergillus oryzae RIB40
Lineage: Eukaryota; Fungi; Ascomycota; Eurotiomycetes; Eurotiales; Aspergillaceae
Exons: 4
Coding region: 1-906 (301 amino acids)
Biological process (GO): intracellular protein transport; vesicle-mediated transport
Cellular component (GO): clathrin-coated vesicle; clathrin adaptor complex
Molecular function (GO): clathrin-cargo adaptor activity
Source: RefSeq, a predicted model, not a curated record